AUGGUAAAUGGUGGCUUCGAACGUGUGAAGAAUCUGCUGGAGGGCACACAGCUAGACGUUAUAGCUGGGGUUUGGAUCAUCUUCCAUGAGAAUCCUCUGUUUUCCUGCAUGGUGCUGGAUAUGACUGUGGUGUACAAAUCUAGCAGGGUGGCAGUCAAGGACCGCCAUCAGAGGGACAACACAUCUCCACUAUCAGUAGGAGUUUAUGCCUCUGCUGAGGUAGAAGGGAGUGGAAGCCAGAGCUGCCACAGCCCCAGGGCAGGAAAGGCGGAGUCCGCAGCCGACGUUGGAAACGGGCGCGCCAGAGGGGCGCAGGCACCCGGCCUGCUGGGGGGCUCUGGCCCCGGCGUGGACCCUCGCGCCGCGUGCGCCCGCGGGGGCCCAGGCGCAGGCCUCCUCGCACUGCCGCUUCGAAAGAGAGGAGCGAGACCUCGGGGUCCUGGGGCCGAAGCCACCGGUCAGGCGCGACGCGGCCCAGCGCGGCGUGGCUGGGUGGGGUGGGCUGAGGUGGGUGCGAGCAUUCCCGCGCGGGGGGCCACACGCAUCUCUUUCCCCUUCACCCCGCGUCCCCCGGGGGCUGACGCGCGCUCUCAGGGCGCGCGCAUCCUCCAGACCGGUCCAGGCCGGAGGGAGGCGGCGGGGGAGGGGAAGGCGACGCGCUUCGCUGAGGCGCCUCGGGGGCCGCAGGAGGCGACCUGCCUGUCACCCGCCGCCGCGGGGAGCAAGGAAGGCCGGCCAGUGUGGCGCUUCCUACGGGCCCCCGGCUGCAGGGCGUCCCACGCCGCCGCCCUCAGCCCGCCCGGCGCGUCCCCGCCCCGGCCCCGGAGGGCAGGUACCUCAGAGCCCCGGCCCCCAGGAGCCUCGCGGCCGCGGUCCGAGCGUCCCUCCGGGUCCCUCACCCGACGUCAGCGUCAGCAGAAGACCAGGGAAGGGGGCGGGGGAGCGCCGGGAGCGGCGCUUCCUGCGGCGGCGGCGGCUGCCGGCAGCCGGAGGCGCAGGCUGAGGAGACGGUGCGCGCCGCAGCGCAGCACAGCACAGCGGCCGAGGGGGAGCUGGCGUCCUCGCCUCUGCCGCCCGCCACCUCCCUUCCCGGGCCCCCUCCCAGCAGGACCCCCGGCACCUGGAAGGCGGAGGGAGGGGGCGACGGCCUCACCUUGUCUGAGGCGGGUCGGGGACGAGGAGAGUAGCCCCAGCUCCGUCCCUUCGCGCAGGGUGACCCCGCCCCCGCUCUCCCGCAGGUGUUCCACGUGUCCCUACCGUGUGCGUCACAGUGACCUGGCCGCAGGUGCCAGCUGCGGCGGCCAACGCCUCCGGGCUGCCCCCAGUGUGGUGCCCAGUGUGUGGUUCUGGCUGCCACGCUAUGCUGUGGCCACCGUGUGA
This is a messenger RNA of Ochotona princeps (American pika), 1380 nucleotides long. RefSeq names its product spidroin-2-like. The record is from RefSeq and is a predicted model, not a curated record. NCBI's taxonomy places the organism in Eukaryota, Metazoa, Chordata, Mammalia, Lagomorpha, Ochotonidae. The coding region runs from base 1 to 1380 and encodes 459 amino acids. The transcript has 4 exons.